AUGUCUGAACUGAUCACUCCGCAGCAACGAACCCGUUAUAAGCAGGCACUCCACUUCGCCGAGCAGCAAGUGGAAGCCACCGUCAAGCGAACUCCCGACUUGUUCCCGAUCUAUACCGAGGGUGGCCACUGGCAUCACGAGGGAGAACUGUGGACCGAUUGGACCGGAGGGUUCUUCGCCGGGAUGAUGUGGCAGUUCCAUCGCCGCACGGGGGACAAAACCUGGAGGAAGCGGGCCGAGCACUAUUCGAAAUUGCUCGAGCCACGCCAGCACGACCGCAACGUACAUGACCUAGGUUUUAUCUUUCUCAACACGUAUCUUCCCUGGUACGAAUUGACGGCCGACCCCGACCUGCAUGCGGUGUUGAUCCACGCCGGGCGUACCUUGGCCAAGCGGUUCAUCGAUCCGCCGGGCUACCUGCACAGCUUCGUGGCACCCAACUCGCUGUUCAUCGACAUCAUGAUGAAUGUGCCGCUGGUGUUUUACGCGGUGCAGGAGACGGGAGAUCAGAAUCUCAAGGAAAUCGCCGAACGCCACUGCCGCACGACUCGCGAUUACCUGGUGCGGGAGGAUGGUUCGACGGCGCACGAGGGGAUCUUCGACACCGAAACGGGUGAGUUCAUACGCGAAGACACACAUCAGGGCCUACGGCCCGACAGCCGCUGGGCCCGGGGACUGGCAUGGUCGCUUUACGGCUAUAGCAAGGUCUACGCGUAUACCCAGAAUGAAGAGUUCCUCGAGGUCUCACAGCGAAAUGCCGACUUCUGGCUGAAACACCUGCCGCACGAUCAUGUGCCGUAUUGGGACUUCGACGCCGAUCUGGGAGCCACGCUGCCCUGGGGACCGCAGAAAGACAGUUCGGCCGGGGCAAUCGCAGCCAGCGGGCUGUGGCAAUUGGCCGGCCAGGUGUCUGAUAAGGAGAAAGCCGCCAAGUAUCGCGAGACUGCCCUGGGGAUGCUCGACGCGUUGUGUCAUCCGAAUUACCUGGCUCAAGACCUCAAAGGCUGGGAGGGUAUCCUGCAGCACGGGGUUUAUCACACGGAAAAGAACCUCGGUGUGGACGAGUCGGUGAUGUGGGGCGAAUAUUUCUUUGUCGAAGCGCUAACCCGGGUGUUGGAGGAGUUGCAAAGCGUGGAAAUAACCCGAAAUCCAACCCGGGCGGUGCCGAUCGGUUCGAUUGUGGUGGGCGACCAUAACCCGAUUGCCGUGCAAAGCAUGACGGCCACCAAGACACAGGACGUUGCGGCCACUGUCGAGUUGAUCAACCUGCUGCAAGACGCCGGUGCGGAUGUGGUGCGGGUGGCGGUCGACAGUAAGAAGGACGCGCAGGCCCUGGCAGAGAUUCGCAAGCAAACGUCGGCCAAUCUUUCGGUCGACUUGCAGGAGAACUAUCGCCUGGCCGAAGUGGUGGCCCCACACGUCGACAAGAUUCGCUACAACCCGGGGCACCUCUAUCACCACGAGCAGAGCAAGCCCUGGCAGGAUAAGGUGCGAUACCUGGUCGAAGUGGCCACGGCCCACGACUGUGCGAUGCGGGUGGGCGUGAACUGCGGUUCGGUCGAUCCGGCGAUGGCAGAAAAGUACGACCGCGACGACUCGAUUUCGCCAAUGCUGGAGAGUGCGCUGGAUCACUGCGAGCUGCUCGACGAUCUUGGGUUCACGCGGUAUGUGGUCUCGCUGAAGGAUUCCGACCCCAAGAAGGUCGUCGAGGUGAACACCCGCUUUGCGAACGAGCGGCCCGACGUUCCCUUGCACCUGGGCGUGACAGAAGCCGGCAUGCCGCCCGAUGGGAUCAUCAAGACUAGGAUUGCGAUGGAGCAAUUGGUCGCCCGGGGGAUUGGCGACACAAUCCGCGUUUCGCUCACGGUGCCCAAUGCAGAGAAGCCGAAGGAGAUUGCCGCGGGGCGGGAGAUUCUGGCCGACAUCGCCGCAGGCCGGGUGCGUUCGGUGGUCGAUUAUGGUCUGAGCACGCUGAACAUCAUCAGUUGCCCCAGUUGCUCGCGGGUGGAAAACGAGGCGUUUGUCGAGCUGGCCCAGCAAGUGCAGCAGAUGACGCAGUAUGCCAAGGAACAUGCGUUGACCAUCGCUGUGAUGGGCUGCCGCGUGAAUGGCCCUGGCGAAACGGACGAUGCCGACCUCGGGCUGUGGUGUGGCCCCAACUAUGUGAAUCUCAAACGUGGCGGCGAAGCCUUGGGGGCGUUCCCCUACGAUGAGAUUCUCGGCAAGCUCAAGAGCGAACUGGACGCGAUGAUCGCCCAGCGGGCGGGUAGCGGGGUGUAG
Molecule: messenger RNA, 2280 nt
Organism: Cladocopium goreaui
Lineage: Eukaryota; Dinophyceae; Suessiales; Symbiodiniaceae
Source: the annotation of a GenBank genome assembly